GGCGGGGAGCGCGGGCUGCAGAGAGUCGGGCCGGGCUGAGCCGAGCGAGCGGAGCGCGGCGCCCGGGAGGCGGCAGAGACGCGGGGCUUCGUGGGUCAGCCCGGCAUCGGAUCAGCGUCCGCAGCGCUCGCCCCUCGUCUCGCCCCAGGCCGAGCCCGCCGCUGGCAGGCGUGAGCUGUUGCUGAGGCCCAGGCGCCGCGGCGCGUUCUUGAAAUCAUGAAUCCUGUUUAUAGCCCUGGAUCUUCCGGGGUUCCCUAUGCAAAUGCCAAAGGAAUUGGUUAUCCAGCUGGUUUCCCCAUGGGCUAUGCAGCAGCAGCUCCUGCCUAUUCUCCUAACAUGUACCCUGGAGCGAAUCCUACCUUCCAGACAGGUUACACUCCCGGCACGCCUUACAAAGUGUCCUGUUCCCCCACCAGUGGGGCCGUGCCACCAUACUCCUCCUCCCCCAACCCCUACCAGACUGCCGUGUACCCUGUGCGAAGUGCCUACCCCCAGCAGAGCCCAUAUGCACAGCAAGGCACGUACUACACACAGCCGCUGUAUGCAGCACCCCCCCACGUCAUCCACCACACCACGGUGGUGCAGCCCAACGGCAUGCCGGCGACGGUGUACCCUGCUCCCAUCCCUCCUCCCAGAGGCAACGGGGUCACCAUGGGCAUGGUGGCUGGGACCACUAUGGCCAUGUCAGCAGGUUUGAGGACGGAGCUGUGCAGUCACAUCCUUGAGGUUCCACAGCUGGUGCUGCAGGCCUUGUGCCUCCAACCAGGACUUUCUUCUUAAUGCUCUCGACACUCGGCUAAACACGACUACGUCCCGGCCCAGCAGGUCCCAGCGCCGUUAGUCUCCAUCUAAUUCUGUGGGUUGGUCUUAAAGCAAAUCCUGUUUUGUGGACUGCCUGGCAAUUUUUUAGCUAACUGUAAUGAUGAAAAGGGAGUAUUAAUCUAUUCUGAAUCAUAUCUAGUUGAAUGCAUGUUUAAAAAAAACAAACACAAAAACAAAGCUUGCUCAAUCUACCUGCAGUGACUGAUGCAAAACCAUCAUAUGCAAAAUCCAAAGGAAUGGAAAUGUAUUUUACAACUUGUAUCACUAAUGCACUGUUGUAAUGUAUGCAAAGUCUUCAAGUUAUAAGUGUUAAAGUGAAUUUCUUCCUAGAACAUUUGCAAUAUCUUAGAUGAUUCUUCAGCCUUUUGGGGUUGAUGUGCGUUGCCAAUUAGGGAUAUGGACUUUUGGUUUUCAGCGACCUAUUUCUUUGGCACUGACUGUGCUGGGAGGGAGUUGCCGGCAUCGGGGAGAGCAGGGAGGCCGCGGCUGCUGGGGCGCCCCUUUCUUUCCGCUUAGGCUUGGGUCAGUGCGUGGGGGUGUGCUUAAAGAUCAUCAUGAAAGUUAGAGUUGUGUGGCCAGUACAAUUAGAGGGGAGGGGGUGGUUUAUGUAUCAGCAAAGCGAUUUUCUCUGCUAUCUAAAUUUUCAUUACAAGUCUCUUACAGAGAGAGGUGUUGUUUUAUAAAUCUCUAUUGGAAAAGUCCUGCGUAGAACUAAAUUGUUUUCCUGGGAUGGAAAAUAUGUGAAAGAGAAACAGCCAUGCUUGGAGGAGGUAUUGUCCUCUUCAUUUAGCUUAGAAAAUCAUUCCAUUUUUUUUUUUCUGAGAAAUGUGUCAGCUGAAAACACAUAGGCAUCGCUGUUUGUCCCCCUACAAAGAAGGGCAAAGAUUUCAGCUGUACGUUGUGAAAAAAGGUGUAUAUUUAAGAAUGGUUAAAAGGGAACAAACCUUUAUUUAAAAUUCAUCAUGUUUCUCGUAGAGAGGCAGGGCCGUGGAUAUCUCUGAAAAUGUAGAACCUGGUAGCUUCUCCUGGAAUCAUCCACCCGGUGGUCCUUGUCCUCCAAGACUGGCUGGAGGGGCCUCUAAGAGAGGGCGAGGGCUGGAGGGCUGGUGUCUCGUCUGGGAGCCUCUUCCGCCACCUCCUGCAGUUGGAGGCACUGAGUGCCAGGCAAGCAGGGACAGCAGAAGGGCCAGGCAGUGUGGCAUUUGCCUGCCAGGAUUUAUCAUGGAAAGGAUUUUGAGUUUAAAAUCUGAAUCUUGUACAUAAGAAAUCAAGAGGAUUUUUUUGCUAAAUAUGCCUGACUCGGGUCCAUGGGAAUGUGUGUCUGUCUGUGAGGGUCAGGCGGGCUGGGGGGUCAGAACUUGCUCCCUUUCAGCGUCUGGCAGGGUGUGCACCUGUCGCCACGCUGUGGUGUGAGUGCUGUGGGCUCUGGUCAGGGCCGGGCUUCUGCUCUUCGGUCUCUGGCAGCUGGGUCAGGGCUCGGGCGCUGGUGUGGAGGCCGCACAUUGGUGUCUUGUCCUGGCUGUUGGGUGGGACACCUGACCACUGAGCCUUUGGUAACCUUAUUUUUAUAGUAAGUACUCUUCAUAAUUUUCUUUUUCACCUCUUAUUUUAUGAGAAGUUUAGGCAUAUUUUUGCAUGGAUCAUUGUAAACAGAAGAUUCCUUAUUCCUGAUGUCUAGUAACAUAGAAUGUUUACUGAUAAGUACUUUAAGUUGCUUCAGGAGCACUUAGCCCAUCUUUGUAUGUGUGUGUGUGUGUGUGUGUGUGUGUGCACGUGUGUGUGGUGUGUGUAGCAGACGUUCACUGCAGGCACACGGUCUGUGUCCGUUUCACGUCUGUGUUGGUCAUGUCAUCUGAAUAGCGGGUGGCUUGCAGCAGCACCGUAGCAGUAGGUUCUGAGGUUCCAGGGGCUCAGCUGGCUGAGGAAGAGAAGUCAUUUUUCCCAGUAGAGCACUAGGAAAUGGGAGAGGUACUCAUGCUGGUUAGUGUGUGCUUGACAAAAGCCCCACGCCACGGAAAGGGAAACACGCACGCACCUGCCUGUAAGGGCGGAGACAUUCGUGUUUAGGAAGUUAUUUAGGUGUCUCUGCGGGGUUGCUGGAGAGUUGGCACACAUGGGGCGGGGGGGGGGAGGUUCAAGAGAAAGAGAAGAGAGUACCGCGACCCCCAUUUACUUCAGCUUCAUAAAUACUUUUCUUCCUCCCCAUAAUUUUUUUUAACCUUUUUUCCCUUUUGUGAAGCUGAGUUGAGAGACUUUAUGAAAUAACGUUUGCAUUGUACAAUAAAUCUGUGCAGAAAUCUUUCCAAUUUUGAAACUAUCAGGGCAUCACCUAUCAAAUAUCUUAUCAGGUAGGAAUUUCGACCUAUGAAUAGUAACAAAACUAUCAUAGGUUGUAAUUUUAUCACCAUUUGGUUCUAGUGAAAUUAACUAAGGAGUAGAACUUGGGUCAGAAUUCUGUUACAAAGCUUUAUAACUUGGUACCCCAAGCACAUUGUGGAACAUUCUGAGAAAUUCUACUAUUUGUGUGUGUGUGACAUUCCCAAUUUGAGUCCUUCAGCUGAAUUAUCAUUCUUUAGAAGUUGAGACAGGCAAGCAAAGGACCUCACUCCUAUAACAUGGACAUCAUUAUGGCCUUUUUUUUUUUUGGAGAUAGAGUCUCACUCUGUUGC
This is a messenger RNA of Propithecus coquereli (Coquerel's sifaka), 3491 nucleotides long. It is a transcript of the gene FAM168B, whose product is annotated as family with sequence similarity 168, member B. The record is from RefSeq and is a predicted model, not a curated record. Bases 217 to 780 code for a protein of 187 amino acids. The transcript is spliced from 6 exons. NCBI's taxonomy places the organism in Eukaryota, Metazoa, Chordata, Mammalia, Primates, Indriidae.